This is a messenger RNA of Beta vulgaris subsp. vulgaris (sugar beet), 3943 nucleotides long. RefSeq names its product FT-interacting protein 3. NCBI's taxonomy places the organism in Eukaryota, Viridiplantae, Streptophyta, Magnoliopsida, Caryophyllales, Amaranthaceae. The coding region runs from base 1344 to 3656 and encodes 770 amino acids. The transcript has 2 exons. The record is from RefSeq and is a predicted model, not a curated record.
AAGCAAGGAAUUGGAGGUAUCAUCAGUCAAAUGUUUAUCUAUGGAGAUCAUCUAAAUAAGAAACAACCACUAUAUUAUAAGACAGAAUCCGACCAAAUUACCAUCAUGGGUCCCUGGCACGUGCCAAAACCGACCAACAACCUCCACGUGUGAACCUCGGGUACCCCAGGUGAAUCUUGUCCUUGUUUUUAUAUUUGUUACUGCAAUUUCCAAUUCUAUGUUUUUUACCCAAGUAAAAUUUACAUAUCUUAAUAAUUAACAGCGUUCUUUUCUAUAUAGUCUUUACUCUUUUACCAGUCCAACAAAGUUCAUGUUCCCAAAAUGCAAUAACAUAUAUUUUUUUUUUUAAUUUCCUCUUAUUAAUUUUUUUGGGAAAGAAUUCUUGCUAUAGAAAACAAUAACUAAACAAUUUUUUUCUUCACAAAUGCAAGACUUUAUUUACAGUUUCCUGAGUUUUAGUCUUCAACAAAUUCCCUGUUUGUUUGAGUUGGUAAGCAACUUUACUUCUACCCAUCAACUCUACUUUUUCUCUUCAACAAAGACAUGAUUUUUUUUCCUUUGUUUAGGAUUUUUUUGGUUAAACCAAACACUACUUUAACUUUUUAGGUCUGAGUUUAAUGUAAUGCAGAUCUGCCUGUUAUUACUUCUGUUUCUGUAAGUCUGUCAUUUUCAUGCAUAUUCUUCACAUACCCAUAUAGUAAUAGUUUGUAUUUUUUAACAAAGCAUAAGAUUAUUUUAACAAAGUUGAAGAAUUUUUUUCCAUGAACAUCCUGUUUUUGUGUCAUUUUUAUGUGGUUUAAUCAUCUAAAUUUCUGUCAUGUAUAAAAAACUGUAAGUAGUAUGAGAAAAAACUUUCAUUUUGGAAGAAAAAUGAGAGAAAGUUCAUUGUGUAUAAUAUAUACUACAUGGUGUUCUUGACUGAGUACUGUUUAAGAGUUAGCUUCACUGAAACACUUCACUUUUGGUAAAAUUUUGUCUGUUACUUUCUUCUUUACUACCUUUGAUUUGUCUGCCAAUUUUUUUUUAUUUUUUUUGGCUUUGGCUAGUAUCAAUUUGUUUUAAUUGUUAAAGAUCCAAACUUUGGCUUUCUUGAGUGCAUAAUUUCAGUUUGCUUGCUAAUUACUCUAAUAACUUUUCCAAAGAUACCAAGAUAUUGAGUUUUAUAAGACUAAAACCCUUUUUCAACUCAAUUCUUGCAUAAACAAAAGAACCCACAUUUUGUUUUGUGAAUUAUAAACACAUUUUUUGGUUAGACUGACCCCUAUUUUAACCCAAUUCUUCUAUAAACCAUAAAUACAAUAUUGGUUUUUUGAGCUGUAAACACAUAAUUUUAAGUAUACAAAAUGAAGCCACCACCGCCGCGCGAGGAAUUUGCUCUAAGGGAGACUUCCCCGGCCAUAGGUGUGGCAGGGAUAGCUGGAGAUAAGCUGAAUUCCACCUAUGACCUUGUUGAGCAAAUGCAGUAUCUUUAUGUUAGAGUAGUGAAAGCCAAGGAGUUGCCUGGGAAGGAUGUAACAGGCAGUUGUGACCCUUAUGUAGAAGUAAAGCUAGGUAACUAUAAAGGAACAACUAGACACUUUGAGAAGAACACGAAGCCUGAGUGGAACCAAGUGUUUGCAUUCUCAAAGGAGCGAAUUCAAGCUUCGAUUGUGGAGAUUUUUGUGAAGGAUAAGGAUGUUUUGAAAGAUGAUUUCAUUGGGAGGGUUAUAUUUGAUCUUACUGAGGUGCCAAAGAGGGUCCCACCCGAUAGUCCUCUUGCUCCUCAAUGGUAUAGGAUUGAGGAUCUUAAAGGGGGUAAGGCAAAAGGGGAGAUCAUGUUGGCGGUUUGGAUGGGGACACAAGGUGAUGAGGCGUUCUCUGAGGCUUGGCAUUCUGAUGCUGCUUCUGUUGGUGGUGAUGCUGUGGGGAAAAUCCGGUCCAAAGUUUACCUUUCGCCUAAACUUUGGUAUGUCAGGGUAAAUGUCAUUGAAGCUCAGGAUUUGGUGGUCAAUGACAAAACCCGAUUCCCAGAAGUCUAUGUUAAGGCAAUGCUUGGGAGUCAAGGUUUUAGGACUAAAAUCUGUCAAGCUAAAACCCUAAACCCUAUGUGGAAUGAGGACUUGAUGUUCGUAGCUGCUGAACCGUUUGAAGAGCCCUUGUUGUUGAGUGUAGAAGACAGGGUGGGACCCGGGAAGGAUGAAAUACUAGGAAGAUGUCUAAUUCCUCUGCAUAUGUUGCAAAGAAGGUUAGACCAUAAGCCAGUAAAUACCCGGUGGUACAAUCUUGAAAAACAUAUUACUGUUGAUGGGGAAAAGAAGGAAAUUAAGUUUUCUAGCAGGAUUCACUUAAGGAUCUGCUUGGAUGGCGGUUAUCAUGUAUUGGAUGAAUCUACCCAUUACAGCAGUGAUCUCAGGCCAACUGCCAAGCAAUUGUGGAAGCCGAGCAUUGGAAUUCUGGAGGUCGGGAUUCUUAGUGCUCAUGGACUUAUGCCAAUGAAGAACAAAGAUGGAAGAGGGACAACAGAUGCUUAUUGUGUGGCUAAGUAUGGCCAAAAAUGGGUUCGAACAAGAACCAUUAUUGAUAGCUUUCAUCCCAAAUGGAACGAGCAAUAUACGUGGGAGGUUUUCGAUCCUUGCACAGUUAUUACGAUUGGGGUGUUUGAUAACUGUCAUUUACACGGGAAUAAUGUGGUGAAAGAUUCGAGGAUUGGGAAGGUGAGAGUGCGACUCUCAACUCUUGAAGCUGAUAGAAUUUAUACACAUUCAUACCCACUUUUAGUCUUACACCCUUCAGGAGUCAAGAAGAUGGGUGAGGUUCAAUUAGCUGUCAGAUUUUCUUGCUCUUCAUGGAUCAACAUGCUGCAUAUGUAUUCUCAUCCACUCCUACCCAAAAUGCAUUACAUUCAUCCAUUAUCUGUCAUACAGCUGGAUAGCUUGAGACAUCAGGCCACCCAAAUUGUCUCGAUGAGACUCAGUAGAGCCGAACCUCCUUUGAGAAAAGAAGUUGUGGAGUAUAUGUUGGACGUGGAUUCUCAUAUGUGGAGCAUGAGAAGGAGCAAAGCAAACUUCUUCAGAAUUAUGAAUGUUCUAAGUGGGAUGAUUGCGGUUGGUAGAUGGUUUGAUCAAAUUUGUACAUGGAAAAACCCUAUAACUACUAUACUAAUCCACAUUCUCUUCAUAAUCCUUAUUGUUUAUCCUGAACUGAUUCUUCCCACCAUAUUUCUCUAUCUUUUCUUGAUUGGCAUUUGGAACUACCGAUGGAGGCCUAGGCACCCACCUCAUAUGGACACUCGGCUCUCACAUGCUGAUGGCGCACAUCCUGAUGAGCUUGAUGAGGAGUUUGAUACUUUUCCUACUUCUCGGGGAAACGACAUCAUUAGGAUGAGGUAUGAUCGAGUGAGGAGCAUAGCGGGAAGAAUUCAAACUGUUGUAGGAGACUUGGCUACUCAAGGGGAGAGAUUUCAGUCACUGCUCAGCUGGAGAGAUCCAAGAGCCACUGCAUUGUUUGUUACUUUCUGUUUGGUGGCUGCCAUUGUGUUGUACGUUACUCCUUUCAAAGUGUGCAUUCUCUUCUAUGGCAUUUACGUGCUCAGGCACCCUAGAUUUCGGAAGAGGCUCCCUUCGGUUCCGAUCAACUACUUCAGAAGGCUACCUGCAAGAACAGACAGCAUGCUGUGAGCCCAAUUUAGACUUCCAUGAUGUGGUUAAUGUUUAAUUUUAUUCUUAAUAUACACUCUAAAUUGUUCCAAGGUUUGCUAUUUGAUUGUAUUGAACCCAUUUAGACUUCUGUAAUAUGGUUAAUGUUUAAUAGUAUUCUUAAAAUACACUCUAAAUUUGCUCCAAGGUUUGCUAUUAGAUUGUAAUAUUACUGUGUUCAGCUAAGUAAUCUCAAAGUGCGUGCGUAUUAUUAACAUAUUAGCAUGUAAUGCGUUAUAUAACUAUCAAAUCAACCACUGAUUUUAUUA